This is a messenger RNA of Prunus avium (sweet cherry), 566 nucleotides long. RefSeq lists its product as uncharacterized. Gene Ontology annotation, molecular function: nucleic acid binding. The record is from RefSeq and is a predicted model, not a curated record. Lineage: Eukaryota; Viridiplantae; Streptophyta; Magnoliopsida; Rosales; Rosaceae.
AUGACCAAGGACGGCUUAGCCCAAAGGCGGCUGAAGGCACCAGGGUAUACUGAGCCAUACCCAUCAGAAAAACCCAGGGCUUGGCACGACUUGCUCCCUAAGGCUUUUUGGGCAUACCGCGCAUCGAAACGCUCGGCUACUGGCACAUCCCCCUAUGCCUUAACCUACGGCCAUGACGCCAUUGUUCCGAUGGAGUUAAAGAUUCGGUCUCUCUGUGUGACCGAACGGCCAGGGCAAGAAAAGAAGGACUACGCGCAAGCCAUGGCUCAAGAAUUGGAAGAUUUGGAGAGAUCAAGGCUUGACACUUACAACCUGAUGCGAGCUCAAAAGCAAAUGGCGCCAAGGGCAUACAACAAAAAGGUCAAACAAAAGACCUUUGCCGAGGGCGCCCUGGUAUGGUGCGCUGUGAUUCCAAUUGGGACUAAAAACCCACGAUUCGGCAAGUUUUUCGCCGAACUGGGAAGGGCCAUUUAUCAUCGAAGAAUUCUCGGCCACGAUGCAUUCCAAUUGAGAGAUGGAGACGGAGAGCGUCAUGGUUUGCCAAUAAAUGGCCAAUACUUGAAAAG